GGCUUGACCUUGACUACAAGCGUCAUUAUGAAAUCUAGCCGCAUACCCAGGUCGCGUGCGAAUAAACACGAGAAAAAGCAUGUGACUGAAGAAGAAAUUGAGUCUGAAAGUGACGAUGGCUCUGUUGUGUCCGGGACCGAUUCCGAUGCUUCAGUGCAUGAGAGUGCUCACGAGAAAAAGGUGCGCUUAACAAAAAAAGCUAUUCAGAAAGCUCUGGAAACAGUUGGUUCGGACGAUGAAAAGUAUGAAGCUCUUUCACUGCGACUUAAGGAAGAAGCACUGCAAGCUAAAGGGAAAUUCCUGGCGAAAAUUUCCCACCAGAUAAACGGUUUUGAUCAAGGUAAAGUAGUACUCCUCAAGGGCCACAGAAAAUCAGUUUCAUGUGUGUGCAUUUCUGAAGAUGGGAAGUUUGCUUUUUCUGGAGGGAGAGACUCUUCAGUAAUUAAAUGGGAUCUGGAUACCUUGUCGAAAGUAUGUGUCAUGCCUGGAGGGAAACGUGGCACAAAAUAUGCUUAUCACACUGGUCCAGUACUAUCCAUUGCAGUAUCCAGUGACAACAGGUAUUUGGCUUCUUCCAGCAUGGAUCACUCAGUUAUAAUCUGGGAGCCAGAACAGAUGAAGGUAUUUAUGAAGCUUUUGCGUCACUCGGUGCCUGUUACUGUAUGUAUUAUUUUCUUCAUCCAAUUCUCACUACAGGCUGUUAGUUUUAGGCAUCAUUCACACAUGUUGUUCACAGCAGAUUGCUCCGGUCGUGUUUGUGUCUGGAAUAUGCCUUUGAAAGAGGUCCUGCAGGAUCAAGGGGCAAGAACGAACAUUGAAGUACUGGGACUAUGUGGUCUUAUAUCUGAACGGUGUGUUUCAUGUACUGGAUUCGGUGGUCCUGGAGUCUGUGUGUGGAAAAUUCCCGAAGAGAUUUGCGUUCAAUACAGUACAAAAAAUGCACUAGAGUUAGUUUUCAUUUUAAUUACUAUCGUCAUCGUGUGUGUAUGAACAAAUUCAACUUUUCCCACACUCAAAAUCCAUGUUUCAUAUUCAAUUACAGGAGCUCAGUGGAGUGCAUUUAUGCAGUUAAUGAUCAGAUUUUCAUUGGUGGAUCUGCAACUAAGUAAGUUACAUCGCACUAUCAAAUUUUCGUCCUACAAAAUUAUUUGUUCGAAUUCAUGUGAAUAUUUUUUCUUCAUUUUAGUACUCUUUACAUCUGGCAUUCAAGCAGAGGUAGUCCUGUGUUCACCGUCUCACCUGCACAUCCUGUGGCUAAACUGUGUCCUCCGUCACCAUCUGAACCUUUCAGCAGACCUGUUGCAAACUGGGUAUCGGCAGUUACGGGUUUAUAUGGGACCGACCUAAUCGCUUCAGGUUCUUCCACUGGUCACAUACAGUUUUGGCGAUUAAUUCAGCCACAAUCGGAGCAUUCAAAUGAAGGUAGAGUACAACAGCAACUCCGCACACAAGUUAGCAUUGAACGUCUACCGGGUUUGAGUAUCUCGAUGGUAUGUUUCGUGCUAUAUCAUUUUACUGUGUCAAGUUCUGAUGUAUUCUUGUUUGAUCGAUUGGUAAAUGACUUAUGAUUGUCAAGAAGCACAAAACCGCAGUCCCAAGCUUUUUGUUGAACGCAUCCAGGUAUAUGACACUAAAUCUAGUCCAAUGAGUUAUCAGUUCACUUAGCUUAAUAUUCAAAUUAAUAAUUUUGAUUACAAAGCUCUACUACUAAAGAAUGAGAAGAAACGAAAGCCAUUCAGUAACCUCGUCCACAUUCGUGCUGUGGGCAAUGAACUAAACCCUUUAUUUGUAGCACAAUGAUACUUAUUAUCUGGCUACCCAGACCUCGAUAGGUGAAACUAGGUUUACACCCAUUGCCUAUCGGUUGAAAGGUCGCCGAUACGAAAGGAGUCGGUGUUUAAGGACACUUGGUAACAUGGCUGAAAAUCGGUCACAACGACGUCUUUUAAAGCUCGAAUAUUUGCAUCAUCCCUUAUCUUCAGAUUAUUAGUUCGCCGAUACAACUUUAUCUAUUUUGAUAUCACUUUUUCUGUUCAUCGGUUCCUUCCGUACUAAUAUGAAAUGUUGCAGCUUCAGUCAGUGCAGUGCGUCUGUGCGAGGUUCUACUUUGAUUUUGUCAGUCGUUCAGCUGUACUACUUUGCCAACGAAGCCAAUCAUGGCGUAGUGAUUUACACUAUAACUGCAAUUCCCUUUUGUCUUUCUAUCCAAUAGACGUUUCUGAUAUGACGGAGCUCCGAGGAUUAGAUGUUUCCGGCAGCAUAUUUUGUUGGUUUAUUGUGAUAAGCAGGUUCAGGCAUUAAGUCUAGUUUAUAUAUAUGGUGUUUAUGACGGAUAACUGUAGUUCAUAUCAAAUAGGUUUCUGAGUGAGAUUUUUUGUUAGCUUACCUCGUGUGUACGUAGUGCUGUUAACCUCAGUUAAACUUUCGGAUAACAUCUCCAUCCAUUUAUAGCAUUUUUGCUCGGACACUUACCUCCUGUAUCUAUCUGAUAUAUAUUUAUGCAGAUCUGAUUUUAGACUCUAAAGGUUAGUAUCCUAUCAGUUUGACGUGUCAACGGUUGCUCCACAAGUAGUCCGUAAGAAAAAUUGAGUGAAGUUGAAUUGACUGUAAGGAAACUGAAGUACGUGAAAGUAACCGGUCGUGAACUAUUUCUGUGAACAGCUGACACCGAUGAAUAGCAAUCAAACUCUAAAACGGUAGUUAUCGUGGUUAGAUGUACAUUCCGUUAUGAUGCAAAUACAUUUACUCUAAUACACUCGACUCUUAAUGUCCCAGUUUGUUUCGCUUGGUAAAUGAACGUGGAUAUGGUGAUAGAAUAUUGACGAUUAAUAAUGUCAUUUUUAUAAUGGUUAGUCUGCUCUCAGCAUAUUCUGGAUGUUGUGGAUCUGUAGCUUGUCGGUCAACAUACUAGGCUUCCAACCAGUAGGUAACUGGUUUGAGUCGCAAAAUACCUACCGAGGUUUGAGCAGCUAAAUAGUCGUAAGACCUUAUAAUAAGUAUGGCUGACUGCCUACUACACAAAGAUGUAUAUGAUCGCAUUUUGAUUUUUGAUAUUCGAGACGUCACGUCUUGAUAUGAUGAGGAGUAUCUGGAGCUCAGGAUAUAAAUGUUGAGGUAGAAGUGUUUUCAGAAUGUUCGAAAGUUCCACUUCAAUAAAUACUGACUCUAAGGUAACUUCUACUUCAACAUAAUAACUUUUCCGGCUACUACUAUCGUUACCACAGCAGAUAAAGCUCCUAAUUUCUAAUGGUCGUUGGCGCUCCAUAUUACGUUUUAUUCUGAAAGUCAAUACGUGCUAAGGUGGUUAAUAAACGUAGAUGUACUAGCACGUCUGGUGAUUGAAUUUGGGAAAAUGUGGUUGAUUUCAAGCUAUUUUUCAUUGCGUGUUGGUAUCAACUGGAGAACUGUGGAAAACAUAGGGAGUGAGCGGGCUGAACAGAUGUUCUCAUCCAGUUCGGAACUCAGAGGAUUUUAGACACUGGUCCAACUUUGCUACCUAUUGAUAGAAGUGAGGAAAUAUGAACCACUGGGUUCUGAUGCAGUGGGUAAAUGGUAAUGUGCUUCUUGCGGGCCCUGACGUUCCUGGGUUCAGUUCUUCACGGAAUCAUGGGUACUUAGGAGUCUCACUCCAGUGCUCCCAUAUUCUUAGUAGCUCUGCAGGUGAUACCAUUUCACGAUAAAUUAUGUUGAAUUCAAUCAAUCUCCAUGAGUCACUAACCGAUUUACUGUCCAAAGCUUAUUGACUUGUUUCAAGAUGAAUUUACCAAAGUUCUAUUGAGAAACUGUAGCCUGUUAGGUCAACCAAGUGGUGAAAAUUAUCUACCGAGAGCGAAGUUGUACUGCUGGCUUGCUAGACGGCGCGACAGUAGUAAGGUGUUUUCCUUGCAGGGUCAACAGUAUCACGCUGGUGCUGCCUUCCCUACAGAAGGAGGGUCGGAAAAGAUCGGCUCGAAAAAUAGCACACUCCUUUCUACCCCACGUUCUUCCGGUACGGGGGAUAUAGAUUUUCUCUAUCCGUUGUUAGAACAAGCAAUUCUUAUAACAAUAACCCUCAAAAGGUUGUGACUGGCGAUCCUCGAGCACAUAUCCUCUUGGCUCUCUGGUCACAAAUCGUUUUCUCUUCCAUAUAGCCUUCCAUGCUGUGGGUAGCCGAGUAGUGUCAACCACCUGCACGCUUUCAGGGGUGUCACACUCGGUUUGUCAGGUUCAGUUAUAGAUCUGAUGAUCCAUGCAUUAUUGUUUGCAUGAAUUUUCACUUUAUUAUUUCAUUGGAUGAUUUGUGAAUUUCAAGGAAAUAUCAAUCUCCUGAAUUGAUACUCUUUCUGUUUUUUUUGUUGUUGUGGAACAUUUGUAGAGCGCAGUUGUGACUAACAUAUAUAGUUCAACAUUGAUGUACACUAUUCGCAUAAUUAUUGAACUUUCAGGCAAUGAAUCUCGGACUUGAGCGUCACUGCACUUUUUUGCCCUGAAUAAUCAGCGAGUUGCCAUAAACCUCUACACAAUUUUUCAGUUGCUUCGUGGAUGAAGUGUCAUAUUGGACAUCAGCUUCAAUACACCUGUGCAUAGAUGAAUUUGGCAUUCAGUUAGGGUUUAUGGUGUUAAAGGUGAAACUAUAUACCACUAUAUACCACACUGGCUGUUGUUAACAUAAACUUGAGGUUAUGUAGGCAAUAUCCUUUUCAUUUUUAAUUGAAACGUGAAUCAUGGUAUCAGUUUUUAUUUAUGAAGAAAGUACGUAGUUAUGAAAUUUUCUUUGUUUUUUUCGUAUGCAUUCCCAGGGUGGUUUUAUCAAUGGUUUGGCUUUCACUUCUGAUCGUCGAUACCUGGUUGUUUGUUUAGGCCAAGAGCAUCGUCUUGGUCACUGGGAGCCAAGGCGACAUGUCACAGAUGGCCUAUAUUUAAUACCUCUGGGGAUAUCUUAGUAGGUUGAUCGUGUAUUCUGCAAUUCAAUAAACUUGGCCAUCUUGAGAUAUUUUUGAAAAUAUUUUAUGUUCAUCCAAAUUGAGUAUUGAAGGGGCUUGUUUGAGCAUGAAUAAUAACAGACUUUCUAUUUCUUUUCACUGUAGAUCAAGAUGUCGUGAUGUUUAAUUUAAUUAACGGAUAUUGUAUAUUACUGAAAUAAAUUGUAUAACUGACCUUAAAUGUUCUCAUAAUUCCUCGUCUGUGUAUGUACUAUGGGAUACUGUUUGAUCACUUACU
Messenger RNA from Heterobilharzia americana, 5199 nucleotides. NCBI's taxonomy places the organism in Eukaryota, Metazoa, Platyhelminthes, Trematoda, Strigeidida, Schistosomatidae. The record is from the annotation of a GenBank genome assembly.